This is a messenger RNA of Clarias gariepinus (North African catfish), 1505 nucleotides long. It is a transcript of the gene npm3, whose product is annotated as nucleophosmin/nucleoplasmin, 3. Gene Ontology annotation, molecular function: RNA binding; histone binding; chromatin binding. Gene Ontology annotation, biological process: chromatin remodeling. Gene Ontology annotation, cellular component: cytoplasm; nucleolus; nucleoplasm. The record is from RefSeq and is a predicted model, not a curated record. The transcript is spliced from 5 exons. NCBI's taxonomy places the organism in Eukaryota, Metazoa, Chordata, Actinopteri, Siluriformes, Clariidae. The coding region runs from base 103 to 573 and encodes 156 amino acids.
UAGUGUACUCGUCAUAUGUUUUGAAGCUAACUUGAAAGUGUGAAGAAUUGCUUUUUUUUUCACGUUCAGUUCAGGUAAAGGGUUUUGUAUAUAUUUAAAACUAUGUCGUUUUUGGAGGACGAGAGCGCGAGCAGUCUAACCGGUGUACAUUCACGACUGGAAAGCUAUGUUUUUAGCUGUGAAUUGUCAUCUGAGGUACCCUUCUACACCUUUCAAGGCGAUGAGGAAGAGGACUUGGAGCAUUUUUUAGAACUCCGGACGAUCUGCCUUGGCGAGGGGGCUAAAGAGGAGAACAAUGUGGUGGAGGUGACUGCCAUUAACCACCAAGGGAAGAAGAUUUCAGUGCCAGUAGCCAACCUCCACAUAUCUUGUCUUCCCAUGGUAAGCCUGGGAGAAUUUGAAUUGAUGGCACCUGUAACACUGCGCCUGAAAUCAGGAAGUGGGCCUGUGACUGUUAGUGGAUUACACUUAGUUGCUUCAGAGAAUGAAGAGUCUGAAGUAUCUGAUGAAGAUGAUGACUCUGAGGAGGAAGUGCCCCCCAUUAAACCAGCCAAAAAGAAGCAGAAACUGUAGAGUCAGCAGUUGAAGACUUUAAUACGUUUUAUACAACAUAAUGUUCCCCUAAAUUGUUUUCAAUCCACUUACAAUGGACUGCAAAGCAAAGAAAUGUGAAGCUUGAAUAUUUUUUUAAAAUAACUUUGUGGAGCAGCUUCAUAUGCAUUUGUGAUUUAUCAUGUCUUAAAUGUUUUAAAAGAUAACCUGUUAAAUUCCAAAAUGUAAUACAAGCCAUUUUGCUUGUCUUUAUAAUUCUUUAGGAUACAUGCCAUUUUGGAACAAAACUGUAUUUCAUUGUGUAUCUAUAAGAUCUAUUGUUUUUCACUUGUCAAGGAACAGCUAAAGGUUCACUAAAAAUACAUAGUGUUCAACUACUAUACAGUGUACAAAAAGUCUCCAUACAUAGAAAUUAACCGAUGGUUAGAUCAACAGUUUUGGGGUUCUUGGAUUGGCCACCAAACCCCCAUAGUGUGCCCCACUAGAUGUGUGCCAGUUGGGGCAUUUGAAGGCCAUGGUCUUCCAGGAAGAGGUACAAGAUACAGCACAAAGAUUAUUAUAGGAACGCAUUCAAAGUGCAAUUACAUGCAUAAUAUUAGGUGUGUUAACACAAGUACAUAAUGAGUAGGAGAGAUGACUGUGUAGUGUGUUUACAAAGAAAUGUUGAGGAUGUUUUGCAGUUAAAUUUCGCUCCAAAUUUUUUAUUUUGCCUUUGUAUGGAGAGUUUUUGGAUACUUUGUAUUAAUGAACUUUAAGGACAUUCACCAGCACUGUUUCCUGCAACUGUGCAAGUGUUAUUUGUAAUCUUUUUUAUUGUUUUGUUUUAUUUUUCGGAAUGUAGUAAAGGUUUUGCUGGUGCAUUUUCACUUAUAUGUGUUAAAACACAAAGGACUGCCAUGGCUGACUUUUUUGUACAUUUAUAGUUUUUCUGAAUUAAAAUAGAUCCAUCUGUA